ACCGCAUCACUUUGUUUUGUGUUCUGGGCCGACUCAUUGACUGGAGCGAUGUUUUAUUAAAAAUCGAUGACAUUUACCAUAAUGUACCCCAUGUAUUAUGGGAAACAACAACCAAAAACUGCCUUUAAGAAAAGCACAAUCUGUUCCCGAAUCACAGUUUUUACAAGUUACCAAUCCUGAUCUAGUCAGAGAUAAAAAUAGGGGAUCUGCGAGGCUAACUCGAGGAAAGUCCCAGGAUGGAUUGGACAUAGCAAUAAGUACUCCAGAAAAGCCUGCGUUAAAUGUACCCCUGGUAGAGGCCCUCUUUCUUCCAGAUUUCCCAAUAAAGGGAGAUGCUCAAGGCCAGGAAUUUGAGAUCUGUGAUAUUAUAGCCAAAGGAGCCUAUGGAAAUGUUUUGCGAGUUCGCAGAGAGGAUGAAAAACAGUAUUAUGCCAUGAAGGUGAUGAGCAAAACACAGAUUAUUGUGGAAGGAGCAAUACAACAGUGCAAAGAUGAGGCAGCUAUUCAGGCCAUGCUUGGGGAUCAUCCAUUUAUUGUAAAAUUGCAUGAAUACUGGCAAUCCAAAAAGUAUCUUUACAUAGUGCUUGAGUAUGUUCCUUAUGGAGACCUGUUCACUCUGUGGUCCUUUCACGGUUACUUGCCAGAAAUGUUGUCCAGAGUUUAUAUUGCGGAAAUGGCAAUGGUCUUAGAUUAUCUUCACAAAUCUGGUGUCAUUUAUAGGGACAUAAAGAUGGAGAACAUACUUUUAGAUGCAGAAGGUCAUAUCCAGUUGACAGAUUUUGGUUUAGCUAAAUGGUUAAACCGUGGAGAAAGGACUAGAACCAUCUGUGGAACAUUGCAAUAUAUGGCCCCUGAGGUAUUGGCCACCACUCCAUACGGCCACACCGCUGACUGGUGGUCCCUAGGAAUACUCAUGUACGUCCUACUCGCUGGAAGGUACCCUGCUGAGGGGGCUCAGGAUCAUGACGAGAUGCUCAAACUUGUGUGGGACAGUGAUUAUUUACUCCCCAACCACAUCAGUGAUAAAGCUCAGGAGGUCAUCAAUAAGCUUCUUAUGAAGAAUCCAGACAAAAGACUUACGGAUCUAUUAGCUCUUCAAAAUACCAACUUUUACUCCAAUUUUAACUUUACUGCUGUUUUAGAAAAAAAGGUGUCACCAAAGGACAUAGUUCCCCACGAUUUUUUCCCAAUGACAGGGGUUAGUUAUAGUUAUGCCCCCCAACCAGCCCCGAGUGAAGAUGAAUUUGCACAGUUUGACUUUGUGUGGAACCUUCCACCAGAGACAGAGGCUGUGUUUGUAUAAGAAAUCCAUGUCAUUCCUGCAGCAUUAAAGGGACCAAUGAGAUGCAUGACCCGUAGAGGAAAAACUUACAAGCAAUGAGUAACUGUAGCAGUGUAAAAGUAUUUAUGUGCAAUUGCUUUUUAUUUAAACAAGGUAUUUAGACACACUGUCUUUUAAUUUCACACAGAUCAUGUUUGUCAUAUUUUCAUUUGUACAUAUAUGUAUAUUUAAACAGGUUGUAAAGAAUGCUGUAAAUGUAUGUUAACUGGACAGGUUGUGACAAAUAUUGUUAAUAUGAAGGAAUCUCUAAAUGUUUCAUCUGUGAUGGCAUAAUCUUAAAGUAUGACCAAAAGAGUGUUUAAUUCAUUUCUGUUCUUGGUAAAUGAAAUCAUUUCUCUGAUAUUAAUUUAAACCACCUUUUUUUGUUAUCAAGCAAAUUAAGUCUGCUUGAAAUUAAUGUUACCAUGAAUCUAGAGGAUUUUUUAAUCUUCUUUUUACACUUCUGUCUUUUUCAUGGUGCAUGAAUUUUAAAAUCAAAAUAUAAUGUGCCAUUUAUUGUUGAUUUCAGGAAAACCUGCUCACCGACAGCAUGUUUUUUUUUUAAAUUCAUGGUUUCUCUGUUUCUUGCCUAUGUUGUACUAUAAUUUUUUUUGUUAAAAUUUCAACUAUAAUACACAAGUUUGUUGAAAUGUUUUUACAUGUAUACUUACUAUGCAUUUAAAUAAUAAUUAUUUAUGAUUUUAUUUGAUUUUAUAUCUUGAUAUUUUUUAUUUCAUUUAAAUGGAAGUGAUUUCUUUUUCUUCUCUUUUUAAUUGAAUUUAAAUUUUGACAAAAUGAAUUUGAGUUUUUAAAUAAGAAAUCAUUAUGACUGUUGAUUGACUGUGAAGGCUAAAGCUUUAAUCUUUUUUGCUGGAUUGUAUUUCCUUACCAAUUUUCUCUCAGAUGUACGUGAUGUUUAAACAACGAAUGGAUGUGUUUUACAAAUCAAAAGUUGUCUGCAUGAUAACAAGAGAAAUCAAUUAUUAAGGAUUGAUCCAUGUUAAGUUGGUGCAGUCUUGUCUCACAUUAUUAGAUGCAUGGUGUGUGUUGUUUUAUGAUGUUUAAUGCUGACUGUUAGGAAACUAAGCAAGAUAAUUUAUAUUCAGGGAGUUAAAUGUUUGUCAUUGUUUAAUUUUUGUUUGAUAUCAGUGUAUUUUUUUUACCUCUCAUUGUGUUCAUUUCAACAAAUAUUUGAUUACUGAUGCUACACAUUCCCCUAAAGCUGGAACACAAGUAUACUUGUAGUGUUUAUAUCAAGUGGUGUAGUUUUCAUAUCAUGAUUGUUAUAUCAGUGUCUAAUAAUUACCAUUACAAUCAAAUAGUGGUUGUCAUCUUGCAUUUAAAGCAAUAGAUAAAAAUAUGUGUAAAAUACAUUAAUAUUUUUUUUUUUAUAGUGAAUUGUUUGUUUUUACUCUGCUCAAUGUCAAAUUCAGUGUUUUUUAUUCAAUACAGAAAGGUUUUAUUCAUUUGAGAAUGUUUUGAAAAGUUUAGGAUAUCAAGUUUGUUUUACAAGACUGUAUGCAUUUUUUUUGUUCAGAAGCUUAUUUUUUAUUUGAUUUUUUAAAAUCAAAACAAUUAACCAGAAAAUGUAUCUGAUGUCUUUUGUUUUUAUAUUGCUAACAGCAACCCUCGUUUGAUUAAGGAUUUUAAAACGUUUUAUAUUGAUAAGGAGAAAUUAGGGUCUAUGAAAGGAAGAAAAAAUGAAUGUGUAUGAACUGAAUGAAAUGUUGAUAGAAAACCAUCAAUUCAACUUACUUUUUACAGAUGUAGAUUGCAUAUAAUAAUUAGUUAAAAGAAUCUUUUCAGUAAAUAUUGAAAUAUUUCGAUUCUAGCUUGUACAGAUUUUACAUUUACAAUGAACUUAGAAAUCUGUGUCUAUCAUAAAAGUAAUAUUUUAAAACUACAUUCCUUGCUGUGAAUUAACUUGUGUUCAAAUGAAUACAGGACUGAUAAAUCACAUAUGAUAUCUAAUAUUUACAUUGACAGUUGAUUAAUAUGAAGAACAGAACAUUUAACGACAUGAUAGUUUGGUUCAGCUAAAUAAUAAAUUGAUAAUGUGGAAUUAUGUACCCAGUGUAUUUGAAAACAUGACAUUCUGAUUCAGUAAAUUAUUCAGGAACUGCU
Messenger RNA from Saccostrea cuccullata (small rock oyster), 3445 nucleotides. Its product is annotated as ribosomal protein S6 kinase-related protein-like. Bases 98 to 1303 code for a protein of 401 amino acids. Gene Ontology annotation, molecular function: protein serine/threonine kinase activity; ATP binding. The record is from RefSeq and is a predicted model, not a curated record. Gene Ontology annotation, biological process: protein phosphorylation. The transcript has 14 exons. NCBI's taxonomy places the organism in Eukaryota, Metazoa, Mollusca, Bivalvia, Ostreida, Ostreidae.